This is a messenger RNA of Oryzias melastigma (Indian medaka), 3080 nucleotides long. RefSeq names its product DnaJ (Hsp40) homolog, subfamily C, member 18 (gene dnajc18). The transcript has 8 exons. NCBI's taxonomy places the organism in Eukaryota, Metazoa, Chordata, Actinopteri, Beloniformes, Adrianichthyidae. The record is from RefSeq and is a predicted model, not a curated record. Bases 678 to 1850 code for a protein of 390 amino acids. Gene Ontology annotation, cellular component: endoplasmic reticulum membrane. Gene Ontology annotation, biological process: cellular response to misfolded protein. Gene Ontology annotation, molecular function: Hsp70 protein binding.
AUUUUUUCUGGUACUUGCAGAAAAAGUAAGUGAGUGAAAAUGUAUUAAUGCAUUAAAAAAUGUGUGGAGUUCCCCUUUUUCCCUUUUGAUGUAAAAGUUUUUUAUUAGAUUUCUUUUUCUAUUUAUUUUUUCUUUUUCUUUAAAUAACUGAGGUACAACUUUAGUUUAUCAAAUUUUGAAUUCUUAAGACUAAAACAACCCAAAAAAAGCGAAUUUUAUCUUAAAAAUGCAAGAAAUUGUUUGAUUUAUAAGCAAAUCCAACCACCAUUUGUUAAAUCGAUUUAGAGCCGAUUUCACCGGAAGUGACAUCUACCUGGUCGCUUUGUCUCCGCCCACCGCCGCUUGUCCAUCACAGGAGGGGGAGGGAGAAGAAAAUGUACAGUCAGUAUGAUUGCUAACUAUCCUCUCCUAAAGAAAUAAUUUUAAAAACAACUUAUAGUUUUGGAGCCUGAAUGAUGGGCCGACUGCUAGCUUACCUGCAGUCCAGCCGCUGUCAUCUGCUCAUCUACUAGCUAAAGAGCUUCGCUAACGUCACGCGGCUGUCUGUAACAGAAGCUGUUCAGAGGCUAGCUGCGGCGGCUCGUCUGCCCCCACAUGAAACUGACCCACAUUAUCCCGGGACAGACCCGCACUCCCACGGACUGGACCUGCUGACUGACUGACGCCGCGGCGCGGAAAUGGACAAAGAAGAAGCGGAGCGGCUAAUAGAGAAGGCCAAGCUGAGCCUCCGGUCCGGCCGGAGAGACCGGGCUCUCCAGCUGCUCUACGAAGCCCAGAGGGUUCACCCCAGCGGCCGGGCCAGAGUUCUGAUAGACGCCAUCCUGAGAAAUGGAAACUGUGCCCCACCUGAAACAAACCACGUUCCGCCUCCGUCAGGCUGGAGAGACGAGGACAUGGACGAGCAGGAGACGAGGAGUGCAAACAGUGAUGAAAAGAAAACGUACACCGAGGAGCAACGCCAGGGUGUUCUCAGGAUAAAGAAUUGUAAAGACUUUUAUGAAAUCCUCGGCAUCAGCAAAAAUGCCAGCGAUGAAGAUUUGAAGAAAGCGUACAGGAAGCUGGCGCUGAAGUUUCAUCCAGACAAGAACUUUGCACCAGGAGCUACAGAUGCGUUUAAAGCAAUAGGUAAUGCGUACGCUGUACUGAGUAAUCCAGAGAAAAGGCAGCAGUACGAUCAGUUUGGAGAUGCAUCUGCAGCCUCGACCCCGUCCCAGCAUUCUGGCCACGCUCGCCCCGGACACUACCGAAACUUCCACCGAGACUUCGAGGCCGACAUUUCCCCCGAGGAACUCUUCAACAUUUUCUUUGGAGGACGGUUUCCUACAGGAAAUGUUCACGUCUACACAAACCGUGGAGCCUCCUACGCCCAGUUCUGUCAGCCUCGCCGUCGACGCGCUCAUCAAGAGAGGCGUGAGGAGGUGGUGGAGGAGAACCAGAGUCAGAACACCUUCACAGCUCUUCUGCAGCUUCUGCCAGUGCUGAUGUUAAUCCUCAUAUCAGUGUUUACUCAGAUGAUGGCCACCAACCCGCCCUACAGCCUCUUCUACAAGCCGUCCAUGGGGCUGGUGGUGUCCAGAGAGACGCAGCACAUGGGCGUGCCAUACUACGUGGAUAAGAGUUUUGAGAAGGAGUACCGCGGCGCUGCACUGGAGGAGCUGGAGAAAUCCAUUGAAAGUGACUACAUUGAGCACCUGCAGAACAGCUGCUGGAAGGAGAAGCAGCAAAAGUCAGACCUGGCGAACCUGGGACAGCUCUACCGCGACGAGCGGUUAAAGCAGAAGGCGGAGUCGAUGAGGCUGGACAACUGUGACAAACUGCACCGAUUGGUCGGGCGACUGAGAGUCAAAUGAAGGAAGGAGCUGCCGUUCUUUAGCCAAGCGUGUUAUUUUCUCCACUUUGUAAGGAAGUCUCUGUGGGUGCAGGAGCGAGGUGCCUUCUCUUCUCAGAAGGUGGAGGACCACUGCAUGGUGGGCGUGGCUUUGGGAGCAGCACCACAUGCGGGUGCGGCGUGGCUGUAACGUUUGACGUCUCUGAGCCUUGAAACUUUCUUAUAGAAAUGGCAUGACUUAUGCAGUCUCCCUUUGGGGUCACAAAGGCACACGUAUGUUCUCAACGUACAAUCGGUUUUGGUUUGUAGCUUAUUUAUGUUUUUCGUGUCAUUACUUUGUCUUUAGAUGUAUUUAUUUAGUAGAUUAACGGAGUGAAUGUUAGUUGAGCGUCUUGGCUUGAUAUUUUUCUGUAGGAAAAAGUGACUUAAGCUAAAGAGCUUGGACAAAUCCUAAACGGUUUGUUCUAUUCGCUGAAUUUUUACUCAGAAGUUGACAAAUUUCUUAAUUUGACCUCAACUAAAUGAAAAUGUAUUAACACUAUUUGAGGAUGUGUGUACACUAGAACAGCUCCAUACGCCAGUGCUCAGGUACAGUAUCUGUUGGUUUUUUCCUUCCCCUUUUUUAAGAAAUUCAAAAAGAAUUUUCACCCAUCUAUUUCUGCUGUGUUUUAAGGUUAAAUCUGCAUCAGGGUAUUAGGACUGACAUGUAAGCCACGCACAAGCUCACUUUUUCCCCUUCAUCUUUUUUUUUUUCCACUUUUGGAGAUUUCUUGUGAAAAAAGGCAGAUUAUCCUUCUUAAAUCUAAACAAAUAGAUGUCAAGGGGGUGGAAUUCUGGCUGUUAAAACUAGAAAGCUGACUUUAUAAAAUGUUAUUCUCUACAUCCACUCAUCCCUUAUGCGGUCAUUAAUACCUCCAUUACCUGCUGUCAUGCCAAACUGCCUUAGCCGUCCUCAUAUUCAUGGAAUACCUAGCUUCAUUGAUUGCGUUUAUGUGUUAAUAUUCCCCUUUGUUCUUGUUACAGCUGCUUGCUAAAACACAUGGCUAAAUUCAUGUUUGUUUCUUUAGCGGAGACACCUUGGUGAAAACAUGCAGUAUCAUUGUAAAUGAGUGGAAACAGUGACGCACUGUCCAGCUGCAAAACAUGUCAAUUUUCUACUGUGAUUAAAAAAAAAAGUCAGGGUUGUGGAAGGAAUCGCUGCGGACUGGAGCUUUCAGCCAAAAAAGUCUUCGAAAUUAAAGAUGUAACCAGA